AUGGACAAUGAUGAACUUCUUGAGCCUGAGACAAAAGAUGACAGUGACACUGUAUCAGCCCCGCAGAGCAGUGACGAAACACUCUACUGUGAGGCUGAAGACUCUGCAGCUGUCGAGAAAGAGAAACCAGCUCGGGAGAGCUCAGAAACAGACCUUGAGAUCGAAGAUACUAAUAAACUUUUCACCACCGGACAAAGGGAGCUGUACCUAGAGGCCUGCAAACUGGUGGGCGUUGUGCCCGUCUCCUACUUCCUCCGGAACAUGGAGGAGUCCUACGUGAACCUCAGUCACCACGGGCUGGGCCCCAACGGCACGAAGGCUAUUGCUAUAGCCUUGGUGUCCAACACGACUGUUCUCACGCUGGAGCUGGCAGACAAUUCUAUCAUGGAGGAGGGCAUCCUGAGCCUGGUGGAGAUGCUACAAGAGAACUACUACCUCCAGGAGAUGAAUAUUUCUGACAAUAAUCUUGGUUUGGAGGGGGCCAGAAUCCUCUCAGAGUUUCUCCAGAAUGACACCUCUUCCAUCUUUAGUCUUCAGCUCUCAGGAAACAACUUCAAGGAAGAAUCCGCAGAGCUGUUCUGCCAAGCCCUGUCGGCUAAUUACAGAAUUAAGACGCUGGAUCUCAGUCACAACCAAUUCUCUGACAAGACAGGAGAGUACCUGGGACAGAUGCUGGCCUUCAACAUAGGGCUCCAGUCACUGGAUCUGAGCUGGAAUCACCUCCACAGCCGGGGAGCGGUGGCCUUGUGCAGUGGCCUCCGGGUUAACACGGCCCUGAAGAAACUGAAUCUCUCUAUGAACAGCUUUGGGAACGAGGGGGCUUCGGCCCUAGGGGAGGUCCUCAGACUCAACAACUGCCUGGCCCACCUGGACGUCAGCAGCAACAACAUCAGCAACGAAGGGCUCUCCAAGAUCAGCAGAGGGCUGGAGGCGAAUGAGAGCCUCAGAGUUCUGAGGCUUUUCCUGAACCCUAUAAGUAUGGAUGGGGCUGUUUUACUGAUCCUGUCCAUCAAGAGGAACCCCAAAUCCAAGAUGGAAGACAUUGACAUUUCCAACGUGCUGGUGUCUGAGCAGUUCGUGAAAAUAUUGGAUGGAGUGUGCGCCAUCCACCCCCAGCUGGACGUGACAUACAAGGCAGUGCAAGGCCUCUCCACCAAGAAAACCCUCUUCACUUGGACGAGUCCCUUGAAACUGAUCCAGAGCUACGCAGACCAACACAAAAUCUCCAUCCUGGACUUCUUCAGGAGUCUGAACCCUAGUGGAGAGACGAUGAUGUCUGUGGGCGCCUUCCGGAAAGCUAUGAUACAGCAAAACAAGGUCCCCAUAAACCGGUACCAAGUCAGGGAGCUGAUAAAGACGCUGGGUGAGAAGACAGGCAUGGUGGACUUCAGGUCAGUCCCCACCCUGCGGCCUGUCCCCAUCUGGGCUACCCCUCUGCCCCAGACAGACAAGAAGACAGAGGAUGGCAAGUCCCAAGUCCGAAGUGUGAGCCAACAUGGUGCCCUGGGGAACCACAGGCCAUUCAGCUCUGCGGGAGCUUAUGUGGUCAGGCAGGUUGUGACUUAG
This is a messenger RNA of Camelus dromedarius (Arabian camel), 1566 nucleotides long. It is a transcript of the gene LRRC74A, whose product is annotated as leucine rich repeat containing 74A. The transcript has 14 exons. The coding region runs from base 1 to 1566 and encodes 521 amino acids. The record is from RefSeq and is a predicted model, not a curated record. NCBI's taxonomy places the organism in Eukaryota, Metazoa, Chordata, Mammalia, Artiodactyla, Camelidae. Gene Ontology annotation, molecular function: protein binding.